AGAAAAAGCUGGAGUUUAUUCAUUUAAUCCAAAAAUAAUUAUUCCAAGUUCAGAGUGCUCAAUUAGUUUGUAUUAAGUGGCUUAUAAUAUGUCUAAUGAAACAACAGGCAUCGGCAGCUCGAAUUCAGUAAGCAUUCCAGAUAUUUGCAACAGUACCAGCAACAACUCAGAGACAAAAAAAGUAGAUAAUCCGGCUACUGACGAAGUAACUACCCAAAAAAUACCUGAGAAGGGCUUGACAGAGGAAUCGGGCGACCAGCACGUGAACAGAAUACAGAAUCUACGCAGCGAAUUAAACUACAUCAACGCAACAGACUGGAUGUAUGAAAGCCUCGACAAAAAGCCACAGCAGUAGAAUUUUCCCGCCAACAUGAUUAGCUUAUUUCGAACAUUUUUUCAACAUUCCAAACGGGACCAACAACUUAAUCACGAUUUAUUUGACUUAGAGAACAAGUUUCUUGACAUUGAGUUUAAUGAGCAACAAUGCGAAAAUAUUGAGCAAUGCGAAGACAUAAACCAGGCAAAAAGCGAAGAUGCUUUGCACAUAAGCGAAAUAUCUGGCAAAUCUUGCUUCAACAAAAAGGGCGUCAUAACGCAUUUGAUAGAUGAUGGCGGCGUCAUUGACAACGCUUUGCCCUUUGAUAAGCAAGCUGCAAUAGAUAUCUUUCGCGAUCUACACAUCGGCUGUGUUGUUGAACUUUUAGUUUAUCAAAAUAAAAAGGACGUUAUCAAGGUAGUUAAGAUACAAAAAAUACUUGAGCAGAAUUGGGAGAACGUUUCUUCUGCUAAGUUGCAAAAGGCCGUGGAAUCUUUAAAACACGAGAAGCCUACAUAUUUCAAUAUGCAGCUUCGCAACAUUCUAGGUGUUAUCACUGAACGGCAACCGAACACUAUUCGAGUUGACACUGACUAUGGGGAGCUAAGCAUUGAGCUGGAUGAUAUAGAGCUUAAUUUUAUACCCAGGACUGGAGAUUGUAUUUGUCUGGAGUGUAAUGUGCAGAUGGAUGAAAGUUAUGUAGACAAACAGGGCGAAAUACUUCAAGUAUUGAAAGUAUUUCCAGCCCGUCUUGAAUCCAACCAAAAGUGUGUGGUCGAAAGGGUUUUUGAGAGUAUCGUCGUACUUUCAAAGCUGGCCUAUAUUGCAGCUGAAGACAUACCUAAUGGUAUUGAGCUACAUCUAGGGGAUAUUGUGCGAGCCGACCUUAUUGAAAGUAAAUCCUCGAAGUACACGCAUCGUGCUAUUAAUCUAACUGUUUUGGAAAAGAACUUUGGGCAAAUGAAAAACAAUGCAAGUUCAGCGUCCUCAAAUAAGCUUGCAGUUUCUAUACAUGGCGAGGAUCGAUUUAUCUUUACCGAGCAAUGGAAGAAGUAUGCAGUCAGCCUUAUAUUGAAAAACAAUUGCAAUCGCACUAUGCAACUACGAGAAAUUGAAAUAGAUCACAGCGCAGACUCUCAGUUGAGUGUUGUGGAGCCACUUGGCUCGCAGUUUAUAGAGGCCGGUAGCCAAAUAUCACUUAUAUUUGAGAUACAUACAAAAUUUAUUGGCGAAUCCAAGGAAACGUUUACACUCAUUUUUGAAAAAUUUAAAGUAAAGCGCCACUUGACGGUCAUAGUGUGUGAAACAGAGGAGGAGGCUAAAGAAGCUGAUCGUCGACUUAUUGCAGCUAAGCAACUAAUGUCGUAUGGCAGAACAGUAGAUCAACGAUCACGUUCCUAUGCCAACCAAGUCUGGUCUCAUAAGUCUGCUAUGGUACCAGGUGAAGGAAUUCAUACGAAACGUCGAUUCAUAGCCGUGCGUAUUGGCUCCUACGAUGUGCCCGAAAAACUACGACAAAUGGUACUUACCACGGAGCGGCGCACAGAACUGUUCGAAUUAUUACACAGUGAAUAUCCAUUUCUAAAGGACAAUCUGUCUAUACAAAAUUAUGCCCAGCGGUUCAGCUUGCUUUUAAAUCUGGAAGAAAUUGAACAGUUUAUUAACUUCCGCAAUUACGAUCGCGAGCGUGCUCAUUUUCAACGCGAUGGCGAGUUCUUAUCGUUGCAGAUAGAAAAUUUAAGUGAACGGCGACCAUCGUUAGUUUUGGGGGACACUGUCCGCGCGUAUAAUCCUUGGGCAGACGUCAACACUAAGGAAAAUAAAUCAUUUGAGGGCGUCAUUCAUAAAGUGCUGCUAAAUCGCGUUCUCCUCAAGUUCAACUCAAAUUUUCAGGAUAAAUACAAUAGUGAAGACUACCGCUUAGAAUUUUAUUUCUCCAGAUUUUCCUUCCGUAAACAGCACUAUGCGAUCGGGCGUGCUCAGACACAUCUCGGUGAAAAAUUUUUAUUUCCUAAUAAAGUGACCAAGAAGCAGCAUCCUCAGUUGGAGGUUACAUUCAAGGAUGAUCACAUGUUUCUGCACGACAGCAAAUUGGAAUGGUUUAACAAAUCACUGAAUAGCAUACAAAAGCGCGCAGUUUAUAACAUUUUACUGGGCGAAGCGGAAAACAUACCAUACGUCAUCUUCGGGCCACCUGGAACUGGGAAAACUGUUACUGUAGUUGAAGCCCUCUUGCAGUUGGUGCGAAAUUUGCCUGGCUCAAGACUGCUUGUUGGAACUCCAUCAAAUAGCUCUGCAGAUUUAAUCACCAAGCGCAUUAUAGACAGUAAAGCACUACAUCAGGGUGACUUUAUUCGCUUAGUGUCACAAAAUCAGAUUGAGAAAGAUUUAAUACCGCCAGAGCUAAUGAGCUAUUGUGCCACUAUGGACAUUGGAUCGGUAGAUGACAGCCAUGACAGCAUGAUAACUACAGAAUCGGGUCUGAAAAUGCGCUGCCAAAAAAAAUUCUUGGGCCAGCAUCGCGUCUUUAUCAGCACGUGUACGACUUUGGGGAACCUUAUUCAAAUGGGCUUUCCACCUGGGCACAUUACACAUGUUUUAAUCGAUGAGGCAGGACAGUGUACUGAGAGCGAGACAAUUAUUCCCAUUAUAUUGUUACCACAGUUACGCCAUCAAGUUAUUCUUGCCGGAGAUCCCUAUCAACUGCAGCCCAUCAUCAUAAAUAAACAUGCAGCAAAGCUUGGUUUUGGUGUUUCGCUAUUGGAGCGUUUACUGGAUAGAGCGCCGUACCGUAAAGACAUGCAACGCUUCCCAACUACAGCAGGCCACAAUCCCAGCGUGUUGACAAAGCUUUUGAACAACUAUCGCGCACUUCCUUCUAUCAUGUCUGUAUACAGCAAGCUGUUUUAUGAUAAUGAGCUUAUUCCUAUGGUCUGCGAUCAAGAGUCGCGUGAAGCCAAAUUGCUGAUGAAGCUACAAACGGUUUUUGAGCCACAUACAGGAAUGCCGCACUCGCAUGGUACAUUCUUUUAUGGUAUCUUGGGGGAAAACAUACAGGAGUCCGACUCACCAUCCUGGCACAACCCUUCAGAAGCAGGAAAAAUUUUUAUGUUCACUAUAGAAUUAUAUCGCGGCAAUGUACAUCCUGAUCAGAUUGGCAUACUAACUCCGUAUGCUAAACAGGUGAAGACACUGAGGAACAUGUUCAUUGGAGCAGAUAUAACAAUGCCCAAGAUUGGAUCUGUGGAAGAGUUUCAGGGACAGGAACGUGAUAUAAUGUUGAUUUCAACAGUGCGCUCUUCUGAAUCUUUCCUUAACUCUGACUCACGUCUGAGUUUAGGUUUCGUGGGCUGCAAUAAGCGCAUGAAUGUGGCUAUAUCACGAGCACGAUGCCUUAUGGUUGUCUUUGGUAAUCCAAAGCUCCUAUCUAUUGACGAUUCUUGGCGCCAUCUCAUUCUCUUUUGUGCCAAUAAUAACGCAUAUUUCGGCUGUGAAUUGCCAAAUUUGAUUACCAAUGAAAAUGAAAGCGAUUGCGAGGAGUAUGCCAACCAGUCGGACUGAAAUACUUAAUUAUUAAUAAUACCAAAUCAUUGAAAACAAAGAAAAAAAGAAAACAUCAAAUAUGAAGAUGCCAUUUUUGUUAUACUCCAUUUUUACUUAAGCAUAUUUGA
Drosophila busckii is the source of this 3987-nucleotide messenger RNA. RefSeq names its product probable RNA helicase armi (gene armi). NCBI's taxonomy places the organism in Eukaryota, Metazoa, Arthropoda, Insecta, Diptera, Drosophilidae. The transcript has 6 exons. Gene Ontology annotation, molecular function: helicase activity. The coding region runs from base 371 to 3877 and encodes 1168 amino acids. The record is from RefSeq and is a predicted model, not a curated record.